Gigantopelta aegis is the source of this 2994-nucleotide messenger RNA. Its product is annotated as damage-control phosphatase ARMT1-like. NCBI's taxonomy places the organism in Eukaryota, Metazoa, Mollusca, Gastropoda, Neomphalida, Peltospiridae. Gene Ontology annotation, cellular component: nucleus; cytoplasm. The record is from RefSeq and is a predicted model, not a curated record. The transcript has 5 exons. Gene Ontology annotation, molecular function: phosphatase activity. Gene Ontology annotation, biological process: DNA damage response. Bases 311 to 1444 code for a protein of 377 amino acids.
UUUUUUCCAUUUUGGGUUAGGAUGGCGGUGCCUAUAUGUGAUACAAUUAGUUUUACGUUUCGGUAUGGUUAGCAGUGCCCAGGAUUUGUUUUAUUUUGAUUAUCAAAGUCGUGAAAGUGAAGUUUAAAGUGGGCGUGUCACUUGCAGUUGAGUAGAAGCGAUAAGUGGAUCUUUUGCGUACAAAACGAUAAAGGACCGCUUGCCAGUAAUUGUCUCAUCUAUUGCUGAUACUCUCUACCGCCUUAAGAAGAAUAUCUUGGAUCAACAUGGACAGGCAGCCGUGGAAGAGCUGAAAAUAAUUAUAGGACAUAUGUCCAAGCUGCGCCAUGAGAUUUCCACCGACAAGCCGGUUACUCCGCUCACCGACAACCGCAGCGACACUCCGGUGUGGAACCAGUAUCUCCAGAAACAGACGGAGAUCGAGGGUCAGGUUCCCACAUGGUUUUCAUCCCCGUGGCUCUACCUCGAGUGUUACAUGUACCGGAGGAUUCAAGAAGCAGUUUCCUUGAGUAUGCGGUUACAGAGCCUUGAUGUGUUUGAAACUCAGAAACGGAGCUCCUAUCUGUUGUCGGAUGGUGCAAUCACGACACUGCUCAUGUACCUGAUGUCAGUGGUCGACAGCUGUAAAACGGCUUCAGAAAAUGAUCUUCACUUCCUCUUCAAAGAGUUUCUUCAGGUCGCGCUGUGGGGCAAUAGGUGUGACUUGUCCAUAUCGGCAGGGUUAGGCAACGCACAGAAAGAAUGCAUCUUAACGAAGCUAGAGAGUCUAUUUCCAAAUAUACUCGUUAACGACUCGGAACUAGCCUGGCAGAGACUCGUGAAAACCCGGUCAACACGAGGCUCACCAGGCAGGAUCGACAUCAUCUUAGACAAUGCUGGAUUUGAGCUGAUGGGCGACUUGUGCCUCGCGGAAUUCCUCAUGGCAGGAAAUCUCGCCUCUUCCAUACACUUCCAUGCAAAAGCAAUGCCAUGGUUUGUUUCUGACGUGACACAGAAUGAUUUUGAUUGGACCUUACAAACAAUGUGUGCAACCAAUAAUCUGGCCAUUUCCAGAUUUGGUGCUAAAUGGAAAGAACGACUUAAAAGUGGAAUUUGGGUACUUCACCAAGAUGAUUUUUGGACCACACCUUUCGAUUACAGCGUAAUGGCUUCCAGAUCUCCCAGACUCUAUCAGAACCUCAGUGAGUCGGAUCUUAUUUUCUUCAAAGGAGAUCUAAACUAUCGAAAGUUGGUGGGAGACCUUGACUGGAAUCCUGAGACGUCUUUCACUACCAGUCUUCGAGGGUUUUCACCUGCCCCUUUACUGGCCCUCAGGACAAUAAAGGCAGAUGUAGUGACAGGGUUGCAACCAGGUCAGGAUGUGAAAAUUGCAGCUAAAGACAAGGACUGGAUGAUUGACGGAAAAUGGGCUGUUAUUUCUUUCAGUGAGCCCAAACAGUUGUGAUGUAUUCCCAUUGUUUUUAUAUUUCCAAACUAUUUUACUAGUUUUUUUUUGUGAUAAAAAAAAGCAGACUGUAAUCUUUGCAGACUAAUUAAAUUAUGUAUUUUUGCACAACAAUUAAAUUAAUAUGCAGUGUUACAUUAUAUAGUUCUGCACAAACAUAAAUAUGCAAGGUCAUGGUGUGACAGAUAUGGGACCGAAUUUACAAAGCUGUGUAACUACAUACCUUUACUAUGCUUAAACACCUGCAUUUAAGAAAAACAGACUUCGUAAAUUCGGCCCAUUUUAAUAAGGUAGAUUAUUUAAAUAUGAAGAGUGAUGCCAUGUUUAAUUAAUCCAACUGGUGCUCUAGGAAUUGCAUAAUUUGUAAUGUAUUUGAUAAUGUCAUAGUUUGUUACAUCAAGGUAUACACCAAAAGUAAUAUUUAUUUUUACAAUAAGUUUCGCUGUUGACAACCAAAAACAAUGUAGUGGUCAACACAUUUUAUUUUUUGAUAAAGACCUACGGCUGAAACGCUAAGCAGGUUAGUUUUUUUUUUUAUAAUGUCCUAUGGCCAAAAGGAUAAAGAAGAGUUUGGACAGAGUUUUAAUUUUACAUUUGUCUCUUCCCUUUUAAGUUUUAUUUACAUAGGUUGUUCAUUUAUGUAUACCACUGUAUGAUUUGUUUGCAGUUUUUACAAAUACCAGUGUUUUCAUGGGUAUUACGUGUAAUUUUUGAAAGAUGUUCAUUUUUAUAAAACUGUAACCAAGGACAGUGUUAAAUUUUUCAAGGCGAAGAACUGUGAAAAAGAAACAUAAUUGCCAACAAGAGUCCAUUUGCAUCACCCACAAACCUCCCUGUUGAUGUGCUGGGUUUUUUCACCCCUUAAAACUUUGUCCUUAACAAAUGUUGAUUGUCUUCACUUUUCAUGCUGGGGUGUUGUUAAACAUUCAUUCAUUCAGUGGCAUGUUUGGGAAGGUGAGCAAUCGUGGUCACUCGCUAGACUAGUUUUUGCAUCUAAUGUUAAAUGAAUAUGAUGUAAUAGAAGAUGAUGGUACCAGUCAAUAUAUUCACAAAUGCUUGGCCUCCUGAACACACCACUGGUCCAGAUAAUUUGCUUUACGGAAUGCUGGGAAACUCUUUCAAUUUGUCCAUAAUUCUCCACUUUCGAUGACUUAAUGCUCUGGUCUUCGUUGAUACACAACAGCCAAUGUAUUUUUUGUGCUGGGGCACCUUUAUAAAAAUUCAUUCAUUCCUUUAAUAAAAUGCAAAAAUAAUAUUAAUGUGUAUUUUGUUCUACAUGGGUUGUGUUAAUGGUUUGUUUUUAUAUUUUUUUGUGGAUGAAUUUAUCAAUGUAUAAGUUACAAAUUUAGUAUAGCUUCACUACAUGUGCUCUUACACAAUUUGUGACUGUUAUACAUAACUUUGUUUAGUUAAAUUAAAACAAAUUAUAUAGAUUUUUGUACAUUUCAUAAACAAUUACUUUCACAAGGAAUGUCUGUUGUGUCUUGAUUUUUCCUUACUGAUUGAACAUUAUCCAUCAAAUAUUUUAAAUAUUAAAGACUUUUACAGUG